Messenger RNA from Penicillium taxi, 1548 nucleotides. RefSeq names its product GABA permease GabA. The transcript has 4 exons. Gene Ontology annotation, cellular component: membrane. The record is from RefSeq and is a predicted model, not a curated record. Lineage: Eukaryota; Fungi; Ascomycota; Eurotiomycetes; Eurotiales; Aspergillaceae. Gene Ontology annotation, molecular function: transmembrane transporter activity. Bases 1 to 1548 code for a protein of 515 amino acids. Gene Ontology annotation, biological process: amino acid transport; transmembrane transport.
AUGGAUGACACAAUAGAAAAAGCUGCCGGCGAUGAUGCCCAUUUAGCCCAGAUGGGCUACGCGCCUGAAUUGAAACGGAAUUUCUCUAUGCUGUCUAUGCUGGGUCUUGCUUUUGCUAUUUUGAACUCAUGGACUGCUUUGUCGACAAGUUUAUCUCUCAGUCUGCCUUCUGGAGGUAGUACAAGUGUGAUCUGGGGUCUGGUCACUGCCGGUAUCUGUAAUCUCUGCAUGUCCGCAUCCCUCGCUGAGUUCCUUUCUGCCUAUCCCACUGCAGGAGGUCAAUAUCACUGGGUGGCGGUCAUUUCAUGGACAAAGUGGAUGCCAGUUCUGUCCUGGAUCACUGGAUGGAUCAACUGUGCUGGCUGGGUCGCUCUGGUAGCUACCGGCGGUCUUCUCGGUAGCCAGCUGGUUAUCGGAGUCAUCUCCUUGAUGCACCCCGACUACGUUUCCCAGCGCUGGCACCAAUUUUUGAUCUACAUCGGAUACAACAUUGCUGCCUUCCUCAUCAACGCUCUCACCAACCACAUUCUCCCCUACUUCAACAAGGCUGCCUUCAUCUGGUCCAUCUCUGGUUUUGUCAUCAUCUGCAUCACCGUGCUGUCAUGCGCGUCGCCCAACUACAAUUCCGGAAAGUUCGUCUUUACAGAGUUCCUCAAUGAGACUGGAUGGCCCGAUGGAAUUGCCUGGCUGCUUGGUCUUCUACAAGGAGGACUUGGUGUCACUGGCUUUGACGGUGUCGCCCACAUGAUUGAAGAAAUCCCCAACCCCUCUGUAGAAGGUCCCAAGAUCAUGAUCUAUUGUGUCGCAAUCGGCACAGUAACUGGUUGGAUCUUCCUUGUCUGUCUACUCUUCGUCGCUGGCAGCAUUGACAAUAUCAUCAGCUCCUCAGCCGGCCCCCUUCUCGCUAUCCUGAAGAACGCAACCCAGAGUAACGCCGGUGCCAUCUGCCUGCUCAUCUUCCCGCUCGUGUGCAUGCUCUUCGCCACAACCGCUAUCAUGACCACGAGCAGUCGUAUGUGCUACGCGUUUGCAAGAGAUGGCGGCCUUCCAGCGUCGAAAUUCUUCUCAAAGAUCCACCCCAAGUUGAACGUUCCUCUGAACUCGCUCUACCUCAACCUUUUCCUCGUUGUCGUCUUCGGAUGCAUCUUCCUCGGUUCAUCAAGUGCUUUCAACGCCAUCAUUUCCUGCUCUGUCGUGUUCCUCGACCUUGCAUACGGCAUGCCCAUUGCCGUCAACGUCAUGCGUGGACGCAAGACACUACCCGAUCGAGCCUUUACUCUUCCCAACUGGUUUGGCUGGAUCAUUAACAUCAUCUCUCUGGUCUAUAUCGUCCUCACAACUGUUCUCUUCCUCUUUCCUCCUGACCUUCCCGUUACCGGUAGCAACAUGAACUACUGUGUUGUUGUGCUGGCUAUUGUCGUUAUCAUUUCUUCGCUCACUUGGGUCUUUGAUGGUCGUAAGAAUUACAGUGGACCUACGCUUGAGAUUGAGGGACAGAUUGGGGAUAUACAAAUUGCUUACUCAGAAGACCCCAGCAAGAAGCAGUAA